Messenger RNA from Caenorhabditis auriculariae, 9040 nucleotides. Lineage: Eukaryota; Metazoa; Nematoda; Chromadorea; Rhabditida; Rhabditidae. The record is from the annotation of a GenBank genome assembly.
AUGAAUGGUUUGUUUCUACAAUUUUCGUAACGAAAUUUCGGAGUUUUAAAUUAAUUUCCUGCGCAAAAUUGAAAUAGACUCGCUUCAUCGAAUCAAAAUAUUGUAGUUUUUAUUAGUGAUGUCCUCUCAAAUGAGGAAGUGUGUUUUUUUAUUGGUAAAUUCUCGAUGAGUUUUUAGUCCCUCGACACUGAUAAGCAACACCUUGGGCGAACGAGGAACGUAGUACCAUUUAAGUGCCGCGGAACGAUUUUCAGCGAGCCAUGAAAUAUCAAACACGAGCGUGAUUUGAGAAAUCAGACUUUCCAUUUUCCUUUUUUUCGUUUUUUUUUUUUCAAACUAUGUUUAACAACUUUUUGUAACUAUUUGUAUUAUUUGGAGCUUAGUUGGUAGGUGGAGAUAUAUGAAUAGAAUUGAGUUGUUAUUUUGAAAAAAAAAAGUUGAUAUUUUUUUUCACAAAGAAUGUGACUUAUUUUUAUUUCGUAUUUUCCUCAAAACACCGUUUCAGGUGCGAUACACAUUAUACUAAUGUACGAGCAUAGCGUUACAAAUUUGAACCGGUUGACUGAUUUUUUUUGAGAAGAAAAAUGUUCAGGGACGAUGGUGGCAUCGGACGCCUCGGCGCUGCCUUCCACGGCCGCUGCCAACGGCUCCUCGCCUGCAGAACCCGACCAAGACGCCAUCAAGAUGUUCGUCGGCCAGGUGAAUUCUUUUUUGCCGUUCAAAACAAAAUACCACAGACCUUCUUUAUUGCUUUUCUUCCAACCCGCCAUCAAUACUCUGGAUAAUCCUUUAGUGUCAUUUUCGUUUCCUCCUUUUGCCUCGUAAAACCGCUUGAGUUAGUGUUUUUUUGCUUUUUUCAGCUAGAAGAAAAGGGAUUAUUUACGUUUCUUUUUCUUUCUCGGCCAAGUCUCCGCUUUAUUUUUUUCUCUACUUAUAAUUGGUGAAUCUGAGGUUUCUGCAUAUCAGAAUUUUUCCUUUUUUCAUUAUUAACGAUUUUUCAUAUUUGACAGUUGCAAAUUCUCUUCAAAUGAGAGAUUUGUUUUUGAAAGGGUCAUCAGUUUUUCUUUGAUAGUAAAUUGAUUUUUUUUAUAGUAUAAUGGCUUUUUUUCAAAAAAAUCGUUCAAUUUUUUUGAAAGCUUUUUUUGUAUCUGUUUGCUUUUUUCGUAAUAAACCGGAGCUUCUAUAAGAUUACUAAAAAACGUUUUCGAAAGGAAAAUAGAGUUUCCAACAUAGAACCUUUGAACGAAAAUGUGCGCCACAUAGUUCAUGGAAGAAGUUUGAGAACGGGAGAAUUGGAUUCAUUUCGAGGCUCUCAGCUUCUGAAGGAAGACGCGCGCUUUCCUGGCCGCUCAAGCCCACAAUGACAUCCGCCGCCCAACUUAAACAGAUUCUUGUCCCUCAGAUUGGGUUAGCUGUCUUGGCAGCAAAUACUUUAACUCAAUUUGUUUGUGAAGCUGACUUGUAUGCGCGUUCUCCAUGUUUGGAAUGGACUUCCAUGCUGUUUUCCUAAAAAUAUGGAGUUACUAGGAACAACUUUUUUCUUCAUUCUCAGAGUUGAAAGCCGAUAAAAAUAGGCUUUUAUAAAAGUGUGCGAAAGUUCGUGACCCCGAAUUGUUUCUGCUAGAAAUUGCUGACCAACGAAAAAUUCGGGGAGGCCACUGGGAAGGCCGUGGGAAAUAAUGAGGAUUAUUGACAACUUUUGUAGUUCUCACCAUAGAUUAGGCUUUUACUGGAUUCAAAAUUUUCAUAUUAGGAAAAGUUCGAGGAAAGGAUUUCUGUCUGUUUAGUCAAGUCCAUGAUGUCAAACUACUUCUAUAUUUCGUUUGCCUUGAUCUGAAAGGACGGGGUUUUUCGUGGGAAGCAGCUUUUGUUGCUUUACGAACCCGGUUUAGCUAAUUUGCCGCCGUCGCAAGAGCUAAAAACUAUCCCGCGUACCACCAUUUUUUAAAAAUAUUUUCCAAAUCCUUUCUUUUGCUUGAAGACCUCGUUUUUGACAAUUGAUUUCCAGAUUCCCAGAAAUUGGAACGAGCCUGACUGUCGACGACUUUUUGAGACCUACGGUCCCGUCUUCUCUUGUAAUAUUUUGCGGGACAAACAUUCGCAAGCGAGCAAAGGUUCUCGAUGAUUUCUGACCAAAAAUCUGAACUUACUUUGUUCAGGAUGCUGUUUUGUGACGUACUACCAUAGAAAAGACGCCAUAGACGCACAAGGAGCCCUUCACAAUAUAAAAGUGAUUGAAGGAAUGCACCAUCCUGUCCAGAUGAAACCCGCCGACACUGAGAAUCGCAACGGUUUGCAUCUGUUCACAACUCCUUUUGAUACACUUCGAAAUGAUAUUUGAGAAAAAGUUGUAUUUAAGCAAAAGGAGGUUCCUUUCAUUCUUUUCAGUUUACAUGGUAGUUCAGAACCUUCGGAAGUAACCGCUUAUCUGAAAUUAUUUAAUUGACUAGCUUGAGAUCCUGCAAGUCUCAAACAACUUGGUUUUCAAUUUUUUCGAAUAUUUUUUUGUUUUCUUUUCAAAAUCCGUGACAGUUUUCCAGAAAAUUUUGUUACUGUGCAGGUUGAAGCUUUCAGGAUCUUGAUUUAGUCGAUUAAAUAGUUUCUGAGUCAAUUUUCAGAUAAGAAUUUUUUAAGUUUCUCACAGGAAGAAGUUUUCUCUCAAUGUCUCAUGAAGGACUGAAGUUGUUCAGAGAGAAAGUUGUUCAUUGGCCAACUGAGCAAGCGACACACUGAAGAAGACGUGCGCUGUCUCUUCUCCAAGUACGGCCAGAUCGAGGACUGCAGCGUGCUGCGGGACCAGGACGGCAAAAGCCGAGGUGAGUGGCGUGUCUGCCGCCCCCGGGAACUCUUCUCCGUGUUCAUCGUGCUGCAUUCAUUAUUUUGUUCUGUGCGUCAACGGGUCGGAGUCUACAGUCUGUAACCGCCGGAUCACUUGCCAACGCAAUGUUGUCUAUCCGUCUGGGUGUUUUCUUAUUUCGCGUCUCUAAUUUCACCUCUGAUGGAGACGAUUUCGAGUUUCCUUGUGAUGGCUUCAUAUAAGACAAUCGCAUCUCUUAAUAUACUUGAGUUUUAGGCAAGAAUAAGGGUAAAUAACUAUCAAAGAUCCUUAAAUUGCCGUCAAAAAGUAUUUCAGUUCACUUUUUUUUUCUUUUGACGUUACGAAACGUAGAACUCCAAGUUCGUAGAACAGGUUAACUAUUUUGAUAACAGAAAGGGAACGGAUCGCAACUACAACAUAAAAAGAAACCCGUUCUUUAAAUUUUCGUUUGCUGGAUUUUAACCUGUGCAGUCUGUAACAAAUCAGUUAUCAAAACUCCUUCUACGAUACCAGUAGGGCCGCGGACAUUAUCAUAUUAAAAUCCUUUCUAAAGUGCUAGAAAAAGCUUAUGGUAAAGCAGAGUGCAAAAACCUUCAAGGUUGUCAAAUUUUCGACUGAAAUUCGCAUGAUUAGAACAUUUCUCUCAUUUCCUAGCUCCAUCUGAAUAGUGUUAUAAACAGAAUUUGUUAUUUCUGUGUGGAGGCGGACGUCUCGAUGAAAUCUUCAUGGUGUGGUCGUCAAUGUUUCAGGCUGCGCGUUUGUCACCUACACGAACCGAAGCUGUGCCAUGGUCGCCACCAAGGAGAUGCACCACUCGCAGACCAUGGAGGUACUCGGCUAUGUGUCCUUUCAUGUGCUGCACUAGAGCCAAAACUUCUGAAGAACUGUCUUACGAACUGUGUUCUGUGUUUCCGGCUCUGUAGGGGAUUAAGUUUCUUUUGGAUACUUCCAUUUUCUGUCGCUACUUUUGUUUUCAACCAGUCUUUUCAAUCAACCCGUCGAUGUAGGUUGCUAUAGGUGUUUUUCAAAUCUCACUUUAGUGAUUAAUCAAAUGGUUUCAUGAGAGUUCAGCUCAGAGUGGUGAGCUUGUUCACUAGGAAAGAUUUCUCAGCUCUGGGAAAGUGAAACUCACAGAGAAAAAAGUCCGGAAAACCGCUCAGGAAAUACAGCUUGAAUUUCUCAGCUCGGACUAUUUAGCUCUGUGAGCUGAGAUCUAGCGACUGUCCUCGAUGGCUAUUCUCACUGCAGCAAAUUUUUAACUAAUCAGAUUUUUUCACUUCUGAAAUUUACGUGAGAAAUAACUUUUUCUUAACUGAUAAGAAAAUUGCAGAAGGAAAGAUGAAGCCAUUUUAUCGAAAAGAACUGUUUUUUUUUUUCAAAGCUUAGUCCAGAACUGGGAAAUCUCUUAUAGUACAGAGGCUAAGAAUUCUGAAGAGAAUUUUCAUGAACCUAAUUAAAUUCGGCUAUUAAACAUUUUCAUCAUUCAGAUUAAUACAAUUUGAUAUUUUUACAUGGAAAGACACCUUUUCCAAUCGCUUUUAGUUUAAUUGGUCCUGAUGUCUUACCAAAAUUUAUGUUUUCUGGCCAGUGUCGGUACGAAUUUUUAGAAAACUUUAAGGAUUGGCAAAUCGGGCUCACUGAAAGGCUUUUACAGGGUUGCUCUGCACCUCUGGUCGUCAAGUUUGCCGACACGCAAAAGGAUAAGGACGUUAAACAGAAGACGUCUUCAGGAGGCGCGGCUCCAUCGGUUUCACCCGUGGCCAAUGGCCUCGCUGCCCUUGCUGGCCUCAACCCGACGCUGCUCCAACAGGUCUGUUGCCACUUUCUGACCGGGAACAGCCGAAAUAAAAAGGAAGUGAAAAACAAGGCUGAAAAAAUCGAAGUAAGCCUCGAAAUGUUUACAUGGCAAGAAAAAAAACCAGGCAUCGCGUUCCUUGGCGCGAAUAGCCGUGAAGACUUCGUAAGGAUCCCGUCAUCCAAUCGUAUUUUAUAUAUCACAACUAUCAAAUGAAUGAGACUCGAUAAGAUAGGGACCUCAAAGGAUGUUUUAACUGAGUAAUAUUUUUUAAAACUGUUUUCUAGAAGUUCGUAUCUGUUUUGACCAAGAUGUUGGGUAAGUUAAGUUAUAAUUUUUUUGAUUUGUUUUGACUGAAGCAAACAUUUUAAGCAAGAGCAUGUUUUUGGAAAAAAAAAAAUAUUUGAAAAUUGAUUUCAAAAUGUUGAUAUAUGGCUUAUUCAUUUCACAACGGAGGUUGUUUCAGUUGAGCAUGAACGGACAAAACGUACAGGCGCUGGCGUCCCUGCUGACUCUUCUUGGCGGGUCGACGGCACCCCCGACGCCCCAGCCGCAGCAGCCCAACAUGCUCGGCCUUCUCGGCAGCGGUAUGCGUGUUUUUGUUUCCUUUCACGAGUUUUUCUUUCAAUUUGCAUUCUGGUUUGCUGUCAGCCGCUUCCAGACAUUGUUAUCCAUCGAUUCUGUUCACACAAGAAACAAAAAAAGAAAAAUGUAAAAUAUAGUACAUUGAAAACUAAUAUUGCUCGGAGCAAGAGUAGAACCUGCGCUCUGCGCUGUUCAAUGAGUUUGUGCUUCUCAAUUUAUAUAUUUUUUUCAAAAUAAUUGAUAAGAAGUUUACGUGUUAUUCCACUCGAGAGUCCUGUCUAGAAGAUUUCACUGUUUGACAAAUCAGUGUUAAUCCAGCGCACCAGACGAAAUUGUAGUGCUUUCUGCACUGGGGAAACUAACGGAAAACCCCGGCACGGCGAACGCCUCGCCGCCGGAGACGUCGCUGCCGCAGACGCCGCCUGCGACCUCGCGAUCGGCCAACGUUCACUCGGCGACGCAGUUAGGUAAUAGCGAUGUGGCUUCUUCGUGUGGAAUGCCGUCGACGUUGUGUUUGUGAUCUCAUGGGCCUGCGUUUUCUCUUCAUUCAUUUUUCUGCGCGAUUGCAUGGUUUUUCUGUUUUCUUUCUUCCAGGUGCAUUUCGGUUCCAGGUGGGCUGGCUUGUUUUCAACUUCUUAAAUUGGUAUUGAAUGCUUAAUCUUCACUCGGCAACACUUGAAAUUAAAUUUACCUAUGUGCAUGGUGAGGGAAGAGGUUCGCACACCGUUAUAUUUCGAAAAUAAGCGUGUUCGUCCUUUUGAAGGAUGCUUUUCGAGUGAACUUCUUGCGUAAAAUUUCAACAUUUUUUUGCGCUUUUUCUCGGAUGUGAGUGUGAGUUUUGCGUGUAACUUCCUACUAUCAGCUUCUAUCUCUUAAAAAAAAAUUGACAUACUUUGAGUUCAGCAUAGUUUGCGGUCUUUCAUUAUCUUUUAUUUCGAAAGACUUUCUGGAAGCAUUAUUUCAGCCUCCUUGCUGCAGCAUCAGCAAACUCAAGCAGUCCCAAGUCAAGCGUCGACGAUCGACGCGUUGGCUCAACUCCAACAGGCUCAAUUGGCAGCUCAAGCUCAGGCGCAAGCUCAGGUCCAAGCUCAAGUGCAAGCACAAGCACAAGCGCACCAGAACUUGUUAGCUUUUCAGGUACUCAAUGUUAGAAAACUUGAAAUCAAUCCGUCUUGUUCAGGGUUUCGCUGCCCAGCAACAGCAGCAGCAGCAUUCUGUUCAAGCAUCUCAAAACGGUAUGUUUUUGCCUGAUACGACAGUUUUUUUUUGUGAAGAUUUGAACUUUGAAGUUUCGAUACUAAUGUGGUUUGGCUUCGCUUUUUCGGCUAAACUGUCACUUACGAGUUUUGCACAAAUGGCUUUUUCUGUUCCAUUUCACACAUAACAGUUCAAUUAGAGAGUUUCUUUGCUCAAGAGCACCAUGGGGUGUUCCAGGAGACUUCGGAGGACAGACCACGUCGACUCAGGCGAAUUCAAGGCAGUUGGAGGAACAUUUGAAGGCCCAGAAGGAGGAGUCGAACAACGCGAUGUCGUCGUCUCGGACGCCGUUCCUCGACCCGCUGAGUCUGAUGUUGCUCAACAACCAGGCUGCCUGCUACGCUUCCUACAGUCCUUCGGGCGCCGCGUCUUUUGCUCUCAAUCCCCCACCUUUUGGUUCGUAAUUUCCGUUUCUGCAUGGCUCAAACAACGCAUGCGUUUUUUUCCUUUUGAAGUCCGAGAAUUUCGAAAAUAUCCGUUAACUUCAAUUAAUGCUCUCAGUCGUUCGAGUUAAUUGAAGAAAUUGUCUGUAAGCAGGAAACCUUGAACUUAUCUUAGAAAUUUCCAAGAUACCUUAUUGUUUUUUUUACAAGUUUGAUAGCUCGAACUUUUUAAUGAUUACAAGAAUAUUCAGUUGGAAAAGAAAGCAUGUCAAUAUUUUUUGUUCGAAUGAUCUUCACAAGAAAUAGAGCGGAGAAUGUUCGUCAAAUAUGUUUGAUAUACUUAUCGCAUGCUUGUUUCUACUUUUUCUGUUUCAAAAUGUGUACCCACUUUUUCCUGUGACCUGACGCCCUGGUUUGCAUUUUCAGCUCUCGCUGGAGGCCUUGCCGCUGUGAAGACGACGUCACCGGUCGCGGCCAGCCUCGCCUCGGCAUCUCCGGCUGUCGCGUUCUCGUUGGGUGGAGCAGCCGCAAAUCCUCUUCAGUACGACCCCUACCAGACCGCUACAAUCCAGCAGUAUGCAUGUGAGAGCUUCUCCUCUUGCCAUGGCUUCGUCGCCGUCCUUGUUUUGGCUUUCGGCCUUUUAAAAAAAAAUAGUUUUAGAAAAUGCAGAGGUUGCUGAUUAUCGAGUCAUGAGUUUUAUUACGCCGCAAGAAAAAAAGAACUUAAAAGCUCUGCGCUGAGUAUAACUUUCAAGGCGUUUCAUAAUCAUUAGUGAUGGACGUUUUUUUAUUCAUCUCAGCCUUUCAUUUGAUACACUUUGGCGCUAGAGAUGCUUUUUUUCGAUGCAAGAAGUUUUUAACUUUUGACAGAAGGAUUCGAAACAUAAAUGCGUUAACCAGUUAUGAAACAAAUGGCAGACUUAAUUUUACGAAUUUUUGCAGUGUUAGCGAAUUUGCAAGCGACGACUGCAGCUACGGCGGCUGCGGCCGCGGGACCGGCGGCAGUCGGAAAUGGUGACGUCAAAGGUCCCGAUGGCGCGAAUUUGUUCAUCUACCACUUGCCACAGGUGUUCGUGGAUGAUUCAUUCCUUACUCAAUAGAUAGUUUCCAGGAUUUUGGCGAUGCUGAUCUUCUCAGUACUUUCUCGCCGUUUGGAAAUGUUCUGUCGGCGAAGGUUUUUAUUGACAAAGUCACGAAUCUGUCCAAGUGUUUUGGUGCGCUCUCUUCUUUUUUUUUCCAAAUGGCAUGGCUUUCAGGAUUUGUUUCUUACGACAACGCGACGUCGGCGGCGAAUGCGAUUCAAGCGAUGAACGGCUUUCAGAUCGGCACCAAGCGGCUCAAGGUGCAACUGAAAAUUGACCGAGGAAAUCCCUAUCAGAAGGUUAAUUUCCGUUGAUUUUGUGUUUUGUCGUCCCUCUACGUGUUUAUCGUGUCUUUUCUCACAGCUCAUCUUUAUUGGUGCCAGGGAGACUGGUGUUAGCUCUUACUUCCAAGAUAGUGUAGGCAAAGUGUCUUCAUUGCUCUAACAGCACACUCCUUUUACAACUCACUCCAAGUGUUUUCCCAUGGCUGUCCAAGUGAAGUCAAGUUUGUCUCAUUCCGUCUGCCGUUCUCAAAUCUGUGUGCCAAAAAAUUUGAAUUGAUAUUUUCUCAUUAUGAAUGCAUUUCUUGUAGUUAUUUUGUACUUCUGAAGCUUUUUUUUUUUCGGAAUUUCGCAUUUCUCCAGUGUUUGCAGAAAACUUUACGAUUGAAUGUUCCUUAAAAAGGCUUGAGUGAUGUCUCUAAAAAUCUACAAAUUUUCUUAUUCUUUUAAAGUCGUAUGAAGCCCUAAAACCUAUAUGAUUUGACGAUACUUUCGAUCACCUCUUGAUUUUGCCAUUUCUUGCAACAUUUAUUUAAUUUCUUGCCACUUUUUUCGACUUUGUAGGAAAAUUUACAAUUUGUCAAAAAUUUAGAUUUUCAUUAAGGCUUUAUUAGGGUUUAUUCCCGAAAAUCACCCCACUUGUCCUAUGUUGUUAAAAGUCUGCCUGUGUUUCUGUCGCGUGUUUUCUGUGUUUUUUGUUACUCGGAUCAUAAAGCAUUUUAUGUAUAAUUGUUUCGAUUUUCGUUUGUCACGUUUUGUUUUCGUUUUUCAUAUUUUAUAUCUAUUUAUAAAAUGUCUUUUUUCAAAAAAAUGGGCUCAAACAGUUUCAGGCUCACUGA